Linum trigynum is the source of this 1266-nucleotide messenger RNA. The record is from the annotation of a GenBank genome assembly. NCBI's taxonomy places the organism in Eukaryota, Viridiplantae, Streptophyta, Magnoliopsida, Malpighiales, Linaceae.
AUGCAUGGAGAAGUGAAGCUGGGCAGUUUCAGGUGUCUGAAGGAGCUUAAGAUCAUCUGGUGUGGAAUAACAAAGUUAACAGGCCAAUUGGAGAUGCUUAAAAGUAUGAAAGUAAUUGAAUUCUUCAGCUAUAGACGAGCGCCUCAGCCACUGCCUGGGCUUCCCACAAGCUUAAAUCGACUUAUCAUCUCAUCUCCAGUUCCUAAUCUUUCAGACCUCAAGAACUUGGAGGAACUGCAAUUUGAACAUUGUGAAGUUGAGCUUAGAAUUCCCGGGUAUAUAUGGAAGUUGUCCAAGUUGAAGACUUUGAUCCUCACAGAGUGCCCUUGUGAAAGUCUACUCAUGGAAGAUGGUUCUCUCCCUUCAUCUCUCAACUGCCUCCAUGUCCAACAGUGCGAUCCAGUGUCCAGACUCCCAAAUCUAGCAAAUUUGAACAGUUUGACAGAACUGCGAUUGUCAAGCGUCAAGGUUCGUGAGAUUCAUGGUCUAGGCGGGCUGACAUUGUUGACAACUCUCGAAAUAUCGUUCGCGCCAAACCUCACCACCCUCGAUGGCCUCGAGAACCUUGUGCUUCUCACAGCACUCACAGUGCGUGACUGUUGUGCAAUGACAAGACUGCCCAGUUUAGCCACUCUGAAAAAGUUGUGCAGUCUGGAGGUUUUAGAAUGCGAGCUGCUCACGGAGAUCCAGGGGUUGUCUACGGUGGCACUACAACGUCUUGUACUGGUAGGUUGUGAGUCAAUUCACACAUUGCCUCCACUGUCAAAGUUGAAGAAGUUGAAGACCUUAUUCUUCAACUACAACGACAAGCUUUCUCGCAUCGAGGGUCUUGAGCAGUUGAUCUCCUUACAGAAGUUGGAACUUUGGAACUGCAGAUCGAUCACUAAGUUAGGCGAUCUCUCGGGUCUCAGAAACUUGAAAGACUUGCAGAUACUGAGAUGCCCACAGUUGACCGAGAUUACAGGACUUGAAAGACUGGUAUCGUUGCAAGGGCUGUCUAUUACCGGCUGCACAUCGAUUAACAAGUUGUCGCCACUAUCUAGUCUGAAAAGGUUGAAGGGGUUGCAUAUUGAGAGAUGCACCCAGCUGAGUGAGAUCACGGGGCUUGAGGGGUUGGAGUCGCUGGAAGAGCUAUGGCUUCAUAAUUGUCCGUCUAUUAGGGAGUUGCCGGGACUCUCUUGUCUGAUCAGCAAUCUGGAGACCUUAGAUAUCAAGGGAUGCACACAGUUGCCUCAAGUCAUCGGGCCUCGAGGAGUGAAUCGUUGA